This is a messenger RNA of Ixodes scapularis (black-legged tick), 3616 nucleotides long. Its product is annotated as transcription elongation regulator 1. The record is from RefSeq and is a predicted model, not a curated record. NCBI's taxonomy places the organism in Eukaryota, Metazoa, Arthropoda, Arachnida, Ixodida, Ixodidae. Gene Ontology annotation, molecular function: transcription coregulator activity; RNA polymerase binding. Bases 69 to 3548 code for a protein of 1159 amino acids. The transcript has 18 exons. Gene Ontology annotation, cellular component: nucleus.
CUAGUCACCGUGGUUGCAUUCUUAGUGGCAUUUUGUAGCAAACGCCGCUGCAAAGUUUGCGGUGUACAAUGGAAGAUGGUAAUUUUGAUAUGUCCGACGGAGAAAUUCAAAACGAUGGUGUAAAGGGCGGAUUCGGUCAUCGGAACAGAGGAACUGAUGGUUUUCCACCUAGAGGUCCACCGAGUUUUGGACCCAGGGGACCCCACCCUCGCUUCCGGGGGCCACCCCCCGGCAUGAUGGGGGGCAACCGGCGCGGCGGGCCGCCACCCCCCAUGAUGCGGCCCCUUAUGGGACGACCGCCCCCACCCGGGUACCGGCCCCGCUUCGACCCCAGCUUCCCCCCGCCCCCCAACAUGGGGCCUCCUCCUAUGGGCAUGGGACCCCCUCCUGGCAUGAACGGCGACGCAUUUGGUGCCAUGCCUCGACCACCAAUGAUGCCGAUGGGUCCUCCAGGAUUCGGCAUGGGCCCCCCGCAACCACCGAAUAUGGGCCCCGGCCCCGGCCCUGGUCCGGGACCGGGGGGUCCUGGCAUUCCCGGCGGUCCUCCCGGCAUGCCAGGUGGCCCCAACAUGCCUGGAGGCCCGCCCGGUAUGCCUGGUGGUCCCCCUGGUAUGCCUGGAGGUCCGCCCGGGAUGCCUGGAGGUCCGCCUGGUAUGCCUGGAGGUCCGCCCGGUAUGCCUGGAGGUCCCCCUGGAAUGUCUGGUGGUCUGCCAGGAAUGUCUGGUGGUCCGCCAGGAAUGUCUGGUGGUCCGCCCGGAAUGUCCGGUGGUCCGCCCGGAAUGUCUGGUGGCCCCGUUUCCCUUUCCGGGGGAGCCAAUGGCGCUCCGUCGGGGCCUGCCCCUCCAUCCAUUGACCUGUCGGGAGAGAUCUGGGUGGAGACAAAGAGCCCUCAGGGCAAGGUUUACUACUACAAUGCCCGAACGCGUGAGUCAGCGUGGACCAAGCCUGACGGUCCUGGGGUUAAGGUGAUUGCACAAGAGCAGAUUGAGAGCAUGGCUGCUGCUGCUGGUGUGGCUCCCACGAGCACCACUCCCGUGGCCACGACUGCCGCCCCGACGUUGACCAGUACUAGCCAGCCGAGCAGCGAUGCGGCUCCCACGGAUCGGCCCACGCCAACGAGUCAGGGCAGCGCGACGCCGACUGCCAGCAGCAGCGCACCUCCAACGAGCACAGCGAGCAGCGAGACCCCCGAACGGCAGGAGCCUCCCAAGGGAGUGCCGCCCCCCAGUCCGGGCUCCCUGUCAACAUUGGCGCCCGUCGCGGUGGGUGCCCCUCCGUUCGGCCUGCCGCCUCCAUUUGGGCUCCCGCCACCUCCGUUCGCCAUGCCCCCAGGCAUUGUCCCACCGGGGUUCCCCAACCUGGGCCUGCCGCCGCCAAACUUUAGCCAAGCUAUGGCCCUGGCAGGGUUUGUGACCCCCGUGGCUGCUGUGGCAGUGACGCCGGCCACGGCUGGCGCCCCGGAGCCCGAGCCAGAUGUACAGGAGCAGGCAGCGCAGUGGGCGGAGCACCGCACACCCGAGGGCAAGAGCUACUACCACAACAGCCGCACGCAGCAGACCACCUGGGACCGGCCGCAGGCUCUGGUCGACCUGGACAAGGCUCUGACUGCCGCGGCAAGUUCGGGCGGUGCGGCCGACGCCAGCGGGACCACCUCGGAGGCAUCCAAGCCAGCUCUCGACUCUAAGGAGCCGGCUGAAAGCCAGGGCACCCAGGAUGCAGCCACUGACGCUGCACCCCAGGCAGACGCAGGAACAGGCACCAAGCCACAGGCAGAGGCAAGUCAGCCGGCGGCUGCAAAGCGCCCACCCCCCCGGCCUCAGGACAAGUCACGGCCCGUGUCGAGCACACCGGUGCCAGGCACCCCCUGGUGCGUGGUGUGGACGGGCGACGGGCGAGUCUUCUUCUUCAACCCCAGCAGCCGCACCUCGGUCUGGGAGCGUCCAGCUGAGCUCAAGAAGCGGGCGGAUGUCGACAAGAUGGUGCAGAAUCCCCCUGUGCAGCCGGAGGCCAAGACCCAAGAUGCGGCGGCUAAGGACGGAGAGCCCCCUGCAAAGAAGACAAGGGUGGACGAAGCGGAAGGCCCCGCAACCGAGGCACAGAACGGCGCUACGGAUGUACGGCCCGAGGAGACGACGGCCGUGCGGGUCCAGGGCAAGGAGUCGGCCAUGGAGGCGGAGCUGCGUGCGGCCAAGGAGCGGGCGGCCAUUCCCCUGGACGUGCGCAUGCAGCGCUUCCGGGACAUGCUGGUCGAGAAGGAGGUGUCGGCCUUCUCCACGUGGGAGAAGGAGCUGCACAAGAUUGUGUUCGACAGCCGCUACCUGCUGCUGACGUCGAAGGAGCGAAAACAGGUAUUUGAGAAAUAUGUCAAGGAACGAGCCGAGGAGGAACGCCGGGAGAAGCGCAACAAGAUGCGCGAACGCAAGGACCAGUUCCGGCUUCUACUGGAAGCGGCGAGCCUCACGAGCAAGUCGACGUUCAGUGACUUUGCGCAGAAAUACGGUAAGGAUGAGCGUUUCAAGAACAUAGAGAAGAUGCGUGAGCGGGAAAGCAUGUUCAACGACUACAUCCAAGAAUUGCGCAAACAGGAGCGUGAAGAGAGAAUGUCUCAGAGGGAAAAGAUGAAGAAGGAUUUUUUGGAGCUGCUCAAAGAGCAAAAGCAAUUGGACAAGCACGCUCGCUGGAGCGAUAUCAAGAAGACCUUGGGUGAAGACCCACGUUACCGAGCUGUGGACAGCAGUUCCCAACGAGAAGAGUGGUUCAAGGAGUACACGGCCAAGCUCUCUGGAACGCAUGGCCACGAAGGGGACGACGAGGGCAGCCGGGAGCGUGAAAAGCAGGAGCGCAUCGAGGCGAGCCUGAGGGAGCGUGAGAAGGAGGUGCAGCGCACACUCUCAACGCACCUGCGUGAGCGAGACAAGGAGCGUGAGCAGCACAAGCAUGACGAGGCGGUGCAGCACUUCAACGCCUUGCUCACCGACCUGGUGCGCAACCCGGACGCGUCGUGGCGGGAGGCGAAGCGCACCCUACGCAAGGACCACCGCUGGGACCUAGUGGAGUCGCUGGAGCGCGAAGAGCGUGAGAAGCUCUUCAACGAGCACCUGGAGCAGCUGCAGCGCAAGAAGAAAGACAAGUACCGGGACCUGCUCAACGAGACCACCUCCAUCACCCUCAGCUCCACCUGGAAAGAGGUGAAGAAGAUGAUUCGAGACGACCCCCGGUACAGCAAGUUCUCGUCGAGCGAACGCAAGUGCGAGAAGGAGUUCAAAGAGUACCUCAAGGACAAGAUGGCAGCCGCCAAGUCGGACUUCCGGGAGCUGCUAAAGGAGACCAAGACCAUUACAUACAGGUCCAAGAAGCAGAUGGAGGAGUCUGAGCAGCACCUACUCGACAUCCAGAAGGUGCUUGAGAAGGACAAGCGCUACCUGGUGUUGGGCUGCAUUCCGGAUGAGCGGCGCAAGCUGCUCACGGCCUACAUGGAGGACUUGGACCGCCGGGGUCCGCCCCCACCCCCGACGGCAUCAGAGCCCACCCGGCGCACCAACAAGUAGCCGGCAUUUUAGACACGAGCCUCAUGCACACCCACAGGCUGCCCCAAUAAAUCGUUUCAUUCACCGCA